AUGGAAAUUGAUGAAGAUAAGUGUGUUGGAGAUAAUUGUCGUCAAGAUGUUCUUGCAGUUGAAGUGAUUGCUCUUCUUAGUGACAUAUUCAAAGCAGUUGGAAUCAAUCUUUAUUUGUAUCCCUAUGGUGUACUCCCGACUGGCCCAGAAAGAGGCAUAAUCGAGGUUGUGCCUCAUACACGGAGCAGAAGCCAGAUGGGUGAAAUAACUGAUGGUGGCCUGUAUGAGAUUUUUCAGCAGGACUAUGGGCCUGUCGGCUCUCCUGGUUUUGAAGCUGCACAUGAGAAUUUCAUCAUAAGUAGUGCUGGUUAUGCAGUUGCCAGCCUUUUACUUCAACCAAAGGACCGGCACAAUGGGAAUCUUUUAUUUGACAAUGUGGGGAGACUUGUCCAUAUAGAUUUUGGUUUCAUCUUGGAAACUUCCCCAGGUGGAAACAUGCGGUUUGAAAGUGCACACAUUAAGCUGAGCCAUGAACUGACACAACUAUUAGACACUUCAGGAGUUAUGAUGAGUGAUACCUGGUACCAAUUUGUGAGCUUGUGUGUGAAGGGAUACUUUGUGGCACGUAGAUAUAUGGAUGGAAUCAUCAACAUGGUGUUGUUAAUGCUUGAUAGUGGACUUCCUUGCUUCAACAGAGGCGAUCCCAUUGGAGAUCUUCGCAAGAGAUUUCAUCCUGAAAUGAGCGAGCGUGAGGCAGCCAAUUUCAUGAUUCAUGUUUGCACAGAUGCUUACAACAAAUGGACUACCGCUUGGUAUGACUUGAUACAGUGUCUACGGCAGGGCAUUGAGAAGUAGAAAAAGACAUUUUUGGAACUCGACUUCAUUUUGUACAUGGUUGUGUGUGUAAGUUGUAGUUUUUUUUUUAUCUUAUUUUAUUUUAUUUUAUUUUUUAUAAUAUUGUCUUAUAGCUUCAAUUUUUCCAAGGGAUUUC
Ziziphus jujuba (common jujube) is the source of this 931-nucleotide messenger RNA. RefSeq names its product phosphatidylinositol 4-kinase alpha 2. Gene Ontology annotation, molecular function: 1-phosphatidylinositol 4-kinase activity. Lineage: Eukaryota; Viridiplantae; Streptophyta; Magnoliopsida; Rosales; Rhamnaceae. Gene Ontology annotation, biological process: phosphatidylinositol phosphate biosynthetic process; phosphatidylinositol-mediated signaling. The record is from RefSeq and is a predicted model, not a curated record. The transcript is spliced from 5 exons. Gene Ontology annotation, cellular component: cytoplasm; plasma membrane. The coding region runs from base 1 to 795 and encodes 264 amino acids.